CGCUACCUUCCUUGCCUGGUUGCCGCCUGAGUCUAGGCUCGGAGACAGGACGAUGGCGAUUCUCGGCGCGGCGAGGUUGACGCUAGGCCACCUGCAAAGAGGCACAGGGAACUUUGGAGCCAGCCUCUCCCACGCACUCUAGGGGCGUAUUCGCGGUGAGGUAUGUCGACCUGCGCUGGCACAGUUGCCGCCGUCCUCGCCCGUGACACCUCGCCCACAGACACGACCGGAGAGACAUGGGACGUCCGGCCAUGGCGCCAUCCGUCAUGCGCACAACAGCCUUCCACACGAUAUCACAGCCCGCGCCUGGCCCUCGCGCUGCCUCAGCCCCUGAGGUCAAGAAUACGACCUCAAAUGCAACAAUCUCCCCGAUCCCCUUCGCAUGCGACCCUCGGGAAAGACGGCGCCGGGCAUCGGGGCGAGGGGAAUCGGUGCUUCUGCGGGGCCUUCCAUGGAGCGCCGAGUGAUGCGCCGAGUGGUGCUGGUUCGUUGUUGUCUACGCAGAUCGGAUCGAGCCUGGGCAAUCGCUCGGCAGGUCUAGGCAAGUGCUUGAUCGAGGCCGCGCUCCGGGUCACAGGUUGUUAGUCAUCCAUGGCACUCUGUGAGACCGCUCUCCAGAAUCCCCACCGGUGAUCCGGAAGUUUGGCACGGGUUGCCGAACCCGCCCUCGUUCCACGGUUUUCCUGGUCAGCGAAGGACAGGAUAUUAUCCGACGCUUUUUCCAGCACGCGGAAAAUAAUUCCCCGCUGCAGCCAGCAUCCGGGCCCUCGGGAUGG
Messenger RNA from Chaetomium fimeti, 776 nucleotides. RefSeq lists its product as uncharacterized. The record is from RefSeq and is a predicted model, not a curated record. The transcript has a single exon. Bases 163 to 585 code for a protein of 140 amino acids. NCBI's taxonomy places the organism in Eukaryota, Fungi, Ascomycota, Sordariomycetes, Sordariales, Chaetomiaceae.